UCACACACUGCUGUGUGCGGUCCGGUCAGGUCCGAAGUCCUCGUGCUGUGGGCUGUUGUCCGGCGUCCAGCCUCCCUCUGUGUUUAACCGCGCUCUCGACAUGUGGUGCAGCAGAACGGCGCUCAGGCGGCUCGCGCUCCAAACGGCUCCGCUUUCUCUCGCGGGAUUUCGGCGAGACAUGUCUGCCUUACCGCGCGUGUACGUCACACGCCAGAUCCCUCCGCGCGGACUGCAGAUCCUUCGCGAGUCCGGCCAAGUGCAGUUUGAACUGUGGGACUCUGACGACCCCGUUCCUCGUCAAGAGCUGCUAAAAAAGGUCAAAGGUUGUGAUGGACUGCUCUGUGUGCUGACGGAGAAGAUUGAUGCUGAAGUAUUAGAUGCUGCAGGUCCCAACCUAAAGGUGCUCAGUACCAUGUCAGUGGGGUUUGACCAUCUUUCACUGGAUGAGCUAAAGAAAAGGGGGAUCCGUGUAGGAUACACUCCUGAGGUGCUGACCGAUGCUGUGGCCGAGCUGACCAUUGCCCUUCUCCUUGCUACAUCGCGAAGACUCAUUGAGGCCUCACACGAGGCCAAAACAGGCGGCUGGGGAACGUGGAGAACUCUGUGGCUGUGUGGGUACGAACUGGCCGACAGCACGGUCGGCAUCCUCGGACUCGGAAGGAUUGGAGUGGCCAUUGCUGAGCGUCUGAAGCCCUUUAAGGUGAAAAAGUUCAUCUACACAGAUGUGGCACCGAGACCUGAACUUGCAGAGGCAAUCCAGGCAGAGUACGUCUCCAUGGAUGAGCUGGCAAGGCAGUCUGAUUUCCUGGCAGUGUGCUGUGCUCUGACUCCAGAGACUCAGGGCAUCUGCAACAGGAAUCUUUUCUCCAAGAUGAAGAACACCUCCAUCUUCAUCAACACCAGCAGGGGUGGAGUGGUAAACCAGGAAGAUCUGUAUGAAGCUUUGUCCACGGGACAGAUCGCUGGAGCUGGACUAGACGUCACUGUGCCAGAACCACUGCCCACCAGCCACCCCCUCUUCACACUCAAAAACUGCGUGAUCCUACCCCACAUCGCGAGUGCCUCCUACACUACACGGAAUGCCAUGUCUGCUCUCGCCGCCAAUAAUUUGCUUGCCGGACUCCGAGGAGAACCCAUGCCCAAAGAACUUCAACUCUGAAACCUCUAUUGUAGAACUCAUGCCUAAUAUAUUGCAACCCUACAGCCUGAACCUCUGAAGCCAUGCCGAAAUUUCAACUUUGUAAUGUAGGAAAGAUUUGUCAGGAACUACAGCUGUAAAGGCCAAAGAAGAUCAGUGAAAUAACAGAAAAAAUGUUAUUUUGAUCAUGUAUGAGUGUAGACAAGACCAAUGUCUUUAUCUUUGGAAAAACGUUUAGAUUAAUAUUAGAUUUAAAUCACAUACCACGAUAUUAGCAUAAACUAGAGCCCCAGCUUAAAACUGCUUUGAUAAAGUUUUCUAUCUUGCUAAUGCUAGCCAGAUAUCAGUUUGGUUUUUCUAGCUAGUUUAGCUUAACAAAGUCCACAAAGCUAGGUUAGCACUAGCUAGCUGUAACCUUUAUGUUAUUAGCAACCAGCUAUUCUAUAAUGCUAUUAGUAACUCAGCUAGUGUUAGCGCUAGCCUAGCUAAAGGUACUGUUGUUUGGGCAGCAUUUCCAUGGCUGAUGAUUGCAUCAUGGUGAAUCGCUUCUAACCCUGAAGGACAGCAGAGGAGGGAGGCAUGUCAAAGGGUCCUUAAAGAAUAAUUCAACUCUUGAACUCUUGUUUUUAAGAACUGCAGCUCUUAUCUGCAUUAUGAAAUUAACAGACCAGUGAAAUAGAGGUCUUUGGGACAGAAGGUCAAAGUAAGAGAUCAAUGAUCUACACAGAACAAACUCAACAGAAGCCUUCGCAGGCAUGUUACACCUUAACCUGUUGGACUGACUGAUAAUACAAAAUCUUUGAUUUGAUUUGAUUCAUUAAAUAUGUUACAUGUAGGAUUUGUGAAACAUUUAGAUUACAUUUAAUGAAUAAAAGCAUAAAUCAGUUUACAGCAUAAAAUAAUGUUCAUCUUC
Messenger RNA from Colossoma macropomum (tambaqui), 2051 nucleotides. RefSeq names its product glyoxylate reductase/hydroxypyruvate reductase b (gene grhprb). The transcript is spliced from 9 exons. The coding region runs from base 101 to 1159 and encodes 352 amino acids. Lineage: Eukaryota; Metazoa; Chordata; Actinopteri; Characiformes; Serrasalmidae. The record is from RefSeq and is a predicted model, not a curated record. Gene Ontology annotation, molecular function: hydroxypyruvate reductase [NAD(P)H] activity; NAD binding; hydroxypyruvate reductase (NADH) activity. Gene Ontology annotation, cellular component: cytosol.